Messenger RNA from Papilio polytes (common Mormon), 1616 nucleotides. RefSeq lists its product as uncharacterized. NCBI's taxonomy places the organism in Eukaryota, Metazoa, Arthropoda, Insecta, Lepidoptera, Papilionidae. The transcript has 6 exons. The record is from RefSeq and is a predicted model, not a curated record. The coding region runs from base 305 to 1198 and encodes 297 amino acids.
AGCUCAUUCUCGCGUCAUACGUUCCGCGAACGAACGUGCCGCGCGUCUAUCGCUCACACCGUACGUAAACUUUCCCGAUAUACGAAAGAAAGUGCUCUGUGUUAUGCAUUCGGACGCAACGAAUGCGGUGUAAAGUGACAAAGUGAUAGAAUAAAUUAAUGAAACAAUUCGUCUAAGUGUUAUUUACACCGAUGGGAGAGCUUUUUUGUUAACGGAUGAGUUUAAGCCGAAGAUAAUGGAGUUGGGCAUGAGAUGAAUCCGUCUGUUGGAGUCAUACAGAGUGGGUCAAUUUGUGAGACGCCACAUGAUGACGUUACAACACGGUGCCCUCGCCUUACUCCUUACUGUUAUGCUUCUUUGUAAAGGUUACAUAGUGACUGGUUUGGAGUUAUUGGAGCUGCGCGUACCGGCACACGUACCAUUAGGCACGCGCGCGUCCCUCUCCUGCCGCUGGAAGCUGGGGCCCACUGACGUCCUCUAUUCUGUCAAGUGGUACAAGGACGGCAAGGAGUUCUUCCGACACGUCCCCCGCGAUGUCGAACCCCGCAGAAAGUUUCUAUUACCUGGGGUCGAUGUGGAACAAUCGAGUCCGAACGGAUCCAACAUCACGUUGUUCCCAGCUGUAUUGGAGACCGGUGGAAGAUACCGAUGCGAGGUAUCAGGAGAGCGACCUCUCUUCCCGACGGUGUCCGACCAUGCGGACAUGAUCAUCGUGGCAUUACCGGAACACGGUCCGACUAUCUCCGGUUCUAGACUACGGUACCAAAUCGGAGAUCGGGUGCAGGUAAACUGUACUUCAGGCCGGUCCAGACCGGCGACUAGACUCGCGUGGUAUAUCAACGGCGAGCCCGCGCCCCCAGCCACAGUACUGACACCCGUCACGUAUAAGGACGAUGAUGGUCUGGAGACAACGAGUCUAGCGCUCGAUUUCAAGGUCAAACCGAAGCAUUUUAGAAAAGGAGAUCUUAAACUGAAGUGUCUGGCUACAAUAGCAACAGUUUAUUGGCGGAGUAACGAAGAAAGUGUACAAGGUGAGCGAUUAAAAGGUUACGCGAGAUCGAGAGACUUCAACGAGGGAGCUUCGCGGGCUGACAGGGUGCAAGCCGCGUCUAGCAGUCAUUGCAGUACUCGUGUAUUAACUACUCUACAUCUAUUGGGAUACUGUAUAAUACAAAUCAUUUCCAAGACUCUAUAUUGAUGUAAUCUAUUUUCUUUUCUUGGAAUGUUUCUCAUCAACCAGUGUCAUACGAGAUCUGUUGUAAAUAUUUCCGUAAAAGAGUAUUUAUAGACAAUGCAGUUGCAUUAAAAAUGUGUAACUAUUUUGUAUUUAUAUGACUUCGUUCUACAAUUAAAUUAAACUAAAACGAUGUUAUUGGAGCUACCAAAAGAAUGUUAUAUCAUUUAAAAGAAAUUUAUAAUUAGAUUUAAAAAUGAAGAUGAAAGUAAAACAAAACAAAGGGAAUUAAAAGUCUGGCACAUGAAAACGACAUAUCAAUUUAAAAAAAAAAACACUAAAAUAAACGUCAUUUCCUCUUUCGUCUGGUUAUUUGAAGGCAAUUUUCACUGUCAAUUCGCAACUUAUUGAAAGUUUUUCAAAACAUUAAUUUUCCUUUUAU